Molecule: messenger RNA, 1531 nt
Organism: Dioscorea cayenensis subsp. rotundata (Guinea yam)
Lineage: Eukaryota; Viridiplantae; Streptophyta; Magnoliopsida; Dioscoreales; Dioscoreaceae
Product: 30S ribosomal protein S1
Exons: 10
Coding region: 57-1214 (385 amino acids)
Molecular function (GO): nucleic acid binding
Source: RefSeq, a predicted model, not a curated record
CUCUCUUUUCAUAUCUUCACAAAACUACGCACUCUCUCUAGCUUCAUUGCGCAACGAUGCUCGCUGCUCACGGAGCUCUAUCCAUCGUCUCGCAGCCCUUCGCCGUCGAUGGCACCUCCAGCCCUUCGAUUCCUGCCUCCAUGACCUCGUGUUGGUUUCUCAAACCACGGAGAAGACCAUUCUUCUCGAGAAUCUCGCGCAUUGCUAUCCUGGGGUCCCAGAGCGGGGGCAGUAGCAGUAGAAGCGUUAGUCAGGAGGAGUUUGUUCUAGAGGACUCCAAGGCCGGCAAUGGGGACGCCCGUGAAGUUCGGAGGUCCGCAGAUUGGAAGGAAGCAAGGACUUAUAAAGAAAGUGGUGUCAUCUAUGAUGGAAAGAUUGAAGGCUUUAAUAGCGGAGGCUUGUUAAUCAGAUUCUAUUCUCUCCUUGGUUUUCUUCCUUUUCCUCUUUUGAGCCCAUCUCAUUUCUGGAAAGAUUCAAACAAAACUGUUCAAGAGAUAGCUAAGAACCUUGUAGGCUCAUCAAUAGCUGUAAAGGUAAUUCAGGCAAGUGAGGAGGAAAAACGACUUAUAUUCUCGGAAAGAGAUGUCGAUUGGUCGAAGUAUUCUGAACAAGUAAAAGUUGGAGAUAUUUUUAGUGGAAGAGUAGGCUCAAUUGAAGAUUAUGGUGCAUUUGUGCACCUACUUUUCCCAGACGGUUUUUAUCAUUUGACCGGACUUGUACAUAUCUCUGAGGUCUCUUGGGAUUUGGUUCAAGAUGUGAGGGAUUUUUUAAGUGAAGGCGAUCUGGUAAAGGUUAAAGUGAUUCACAUAGAUAGGGAAAGGUCAAGGAUCACUCUAUCAAUUAAGCAGCUGGAGGAUGAUCCUCUUUUGGAGACACUGGACAAAGUAAUACCCCCGCAAGGCCAGUUGGAAUCUGAUUCUCUGAGUGCAUCUAGUCCUUCAAAUAUGGAACCUCUUCCUGGACUUGAGAGCAUAUGCCAAGAGCUAUUGCAGGAGGAGGGCGUAACUGAUGUUAGUUUUGGACGGCAAGCACUGGAAAAGCGCGUUGUCUCCCAAGACUUGGAACUCUGGCUUUCAAAUGUACCUGCCAAGGGCAACCAAUUCACACUUCUUGCUCGGGCAGGGAGACAGGUUCAGGAAGUAUAUCUGACAACUACACUUGACCAAGAAGGCGUAAAGAAGGCCGUGCAGCGAGUGUUGGGACGAGUUCCAUGAACUUAUUCUUUAGUUCUGAGGGACGACUGGUGUGUUAUUAUUUAAAUCGAGUAUCAUAACAUUAUCGAUUAUCCGUUUUGUUGGAAUGUUCACAAUUGAUGUUGGGACUUGUUUAGUUCUCUAAACAGGUCAGCGAAAAAAUGUUGUGAUCCAGGUUUCAUUUUGAAUCUGCGUGGGAGAGCCUGUGGAUGUCAAUUGUAUAUUUUUGUCUAUAAAACUCUCUGCAACUUCCUUCAACAGAAUUGUUUGUGUCAGCUGUUGAGGUGAGUAUUGUUAUAAUACAAUUUCUUACAAUUUGUAAAAUUGUUCUUUCACAA